This is a messenger RNA of Oikopleura dioica, 1605 nucleotides long. NCBI's taxonomy places the organism in Eukaryota, Metazoa, Chordata, Appendicularia, Copelata, Oikopleuridae. The record is from the annotation of a GenBank genome assembly.
AUGGACUCGGGGAAAACGAAAAGUCCCAAUUUGAAAAGUAACGAGAAUGCGAAAACAAAAAUGGAAGACUCGGCUAAAACAAAGGGACAUUGCAGGUCAAAGAGCCAAACUUAUAGUUUCACAGGCUCCGUUUGCGAUGAAAUCGAAAAACACUUUGAGCAAAGUUUGUCCCUCCUCGACCAAAAGCAUCAAAAAUCGAAAAGUCUUCCUCGUGCCAUGAAAGGAUCUUUUCCAGCCUCAUUUUUCGAGCAAAAGCUCAAACAACAUUCUUCAACAGACUCUCUUCAAAAUUCAUCAGACUCUGGCUCUCUUGGCCCAAUGCGGGUCCAUCGAACGCACUCUUCCUCUAAAAGAAACCGAAAUAGAGAAAUCGAAAACAAAGACUCGCACAAGAAGGGUCGACAAUAUAAACAACUCCAGUCUCUUAUCAAAAGCGAACCUCCCAGCGCACAGAAUCACCUCAAAGGAGUUGGAUCUCCCGGCUCUGCUUACUCGUCAUCCCUUGGUUCGCCUCAACACGCAAGUAACUCACUUCAAGGCUCUCACUGCACGGUUGGUGUCCACAACGCCGGCAAGCCUCCGAACGCCCAAGCAACGUCAAUCAACCACUCGCAACACUCAAGAUCGCGUUCGCUGCCGAUAAUACCAAAACGUCAGCCCACCCAAGCAAUGGGCCGGAUACAGCCACUCGCAGUUGAUAUCGAGCGAAUCCCAUUGCCUGGAAACUGGGAAAUGUAUCGAGAAAACUCGCAGAUGGAAGAUCCCAGAGUGCAGAUUCUAGAGCAGUUCAAGCGAAAACACAUGGAACUGUGCGAAUACAACGAUGGACCUCUCAACGAUCAAAUCAGCGAAAUAACAACCGACAGUUCCAUGACCGACGAUUCCAUCAAUAUGCACUCAAGUUUUGACUCCUCAUUGAGCCCCAAGCGCCCUUCACACAUGACGAAUAUGCCCGUUCAGUCCCAAAACAAUUGCCAAUUCGGAAGCAAUGGCCAAAGUACUGGAAACGGCACUAUGUACUACGAUUCGACCACCUCCAUGAUGAGCCGCCUUCAAAUGCACCAAAUGUCCCCCUCUCCCCAGCAGGCGCCUUCAUACGACCACAAUCAGAAUUCGAAUCCUACCUUUUCUAACUCCCCUCAUAAUCAGCAACACAUCGACUCGCAGGUCCAAGACUACAUGAUGGACAUGGGACUUGAUCCAAAUCGUUACUCUCAUUUUCAGUCUAAUUCAUCGCAAUCAUUGCCCCAAAGCCUCCGAAGAGGAAUUCAGAUGAAGCAGUUCCCACAGAGGCCGAUCUACCCUCAUCAACGAUCCCAUUCUCACCAUCUUCUCCCAGACAGACUCCACCAGCCGGUUCCCAGAUCACAUUCAAAUAUCUCCAUGGCCGAACAACGACACUAUCAAAACCCAGGCGAUCAACACGAUAUCCUCCAAAGUCAGCACUUCCAAGGGAUGGAGCAAAGUUCGAACAAUAACUCUUCUGGCUUCGCUGACAAUGAUCCAUUGAGCCAAAUCGAACUCGACAUUGGCACUUUUGGAACCGACCUGCCAAAGGAUAUCUUACAAAAGGCUCUUUUUCCCGACCGCGUCGUUCGCAGCUGA